GGGAGAGGGAGAGGGAGAGGGAGAGGGAGAGAGAGAGAGAGAGAGAGAGUACUAGGAUAUAUAGCGGGCCCAGAAGAGAGGGGGCACAGACGAAAAUGGAGUGUAGGGAGAAUUUGGUCCAGUGGCUGUGCUGGUCUCUGCUCCUUGGGGGUCCGCUGGUUUGCUGGGGGCUGCUAACCACGGAAAGGCGGACGCUUUACGGCCGCUACACGAGGUCCGAGGACCGGUGUUUAGUGAACACCAAACUGGUCUGGAUGAUCCAAGAGGUGCCCUCGCUGCUGGUGCCGCUGCUCCUGCUGCUCAGCACCGAGUCCCGGGCCGGAGUGGGCCGCAGCCUGCUGCUCGGAACCUUCUGCCUGCAUUACUUCCACAGGUCGUUCAUCUACGCCUGGCGGACCCGCGGGCGGCCGUUUCCUGUCCACAUCGCCGUAAAAUCGUUCAUCUUCUGCGGCAUGAACGGGCUUCUGCAGGGACACUACCAACUCCACUGCGCCCCCUCCUGGCAGAACCCCGUACGGAUGGCAGUGGGUCUGCUUCUGUUCUUUGCAGGUCUGAUAAUCAACAUCCACAGCGACCAUUUGCUACGGAGCCUUAGGAAACCAGGAGAAGUCCACUACAGAAUCCCCAGAGGGGGGAUGUUUGAGUUUGUGUCGGGGGCAAACUACUUCGGGGAGAUCCUGGAAUGGUUUGGCUAUGCUGUGGCCGUCUGGUCGCUGCCUGCAGCCGCCUUCUUUCUCUUCACCAGCUGUACCAUCGGCCCACGAGCCAUACACCACCACAGGUUCUACCAGCAGCAGUUCAAGGACUACCCUCAGUCCAGAAGAGCCCUGAUUCCUUUCCUUCUGUAGAACCUUGCAUACAAGUUGUAUUGUUUUCUUCCGUGUGCGGACAUUUAAAAAAACAAACACCAGCAAACGUUUUUUUUUAUCCCACUUUAUUUGUUAUGAACAGCAACAAUUUCACACAGACUUUGUUUGAGAGUUGAAUAAAGGCAAAUUGAAUGGUUA
This is a messenger RNA of Gadus morhua (Atlantic cod), 1007 nucleotides long. Its product is annotated as 3-oxo-5-alpha-steroid 4-dehydrogenase 2. Gene Ontology annotation, cellular component: membrane. Lineage: Eukaryota; Metazoa; Chordata; Actinopteri; Gadiformes; Gadidae. Gene Ontology annotation, molecular function: 3-oxo-5-alpha-steroid 4-dehydrogenase activity. Gene Ontology annotation, biological process: steroid biosynthetic process. The coding region runs from base 96 to 848 and encodes 250 amino acids. The transcript has 5 exons. The record is from RefSeq and is a predicted model, not a curated record.